AUGACGGCUGCAGUUAGCGUCGGCUCCUCACCACCGUGGGUAGAUGCGGUUAUUUCGAUUGCGCCAGUGGAGCUUGUUGACACCAAGGAGCUUGCUCUCAUGGCGGUGCACCCAGACGGCUGUGUCACGGCGUGGUCGCCACAGGAUCCCAGUUUUCUGCUGAUGCGAAAACGACCAAUGAAGGUAACCUGUGUUGCAAGCGCCCCGGAUGCUGUGCAACACAGUUCUUUGGCCUGGUUUGGCGGUGCGAAUGCUGUUGAAUGUUACCGUGCUCGACGCCGGGAUGGUCGAUACAUCCACUUGCAAUUCUUGUACCACUUGCAGAUCGAUCAUUUCACGGGUAUAAGGGAGUUGCGUACGAACGGCAAUGCACUUGUCGCUGUUGUGGGACUUGGUAUGCCGCAGGUGUUUGUGUGGCCUGUCGUUGGUCAUGUAGCCACCGCCGACAAUAUUGAGGAGCAGGCAGGGCGAUGUGUUGCCAGUCACAUUUUUGAUCGCAGUGCCAAUCUAUCCGAACCGCCGCUUGGAGAUGUGUCUUCUGUACUCAUGGUGGAAAACACGGUUUGGAUUGGGUGCAGCCGUGGUGCCCUUCUGCUUGUGGAUUUGAUGGAUACUGCUGAGGAUGUAAAGCUUUCCUACACCCUUCGAACGGCAGGUUCAUGCUCCGUGACGGCCUUGGCUCUGGUUUCACAAACACCGCGUAUAUGCGUUGUGGCGAGUGGGAUGGAGAAUGGUGACAUCGUUCUCUGGUCAGCGAAGGGCGCGGCCGUCCUCGGACAGUACUUUGAGCACGCCAGUGCCGUCUGUGCUAUGGCGUACGUGCCGUGGGGGCGCGGGCUCUGCAGUGUGAGCAGCACGCGAGAAGUCAUCUUAUGGGCGUGGCAAGAGGCUUUGGGCGCCUUUGCGGUUGUGGAGCGUGGGGUGCUAGACGACGAUAUGGGUGCUGGCAUGGUGUGGGACUUGUGUGCGGUGCGCGACACCGAAGUUCUCGCCUGCGCGGCGGAGACGUCGCACAUUCUACACUGGCGGUCGCACACAAAGCCUCACAUUGGAGGAGGCGAGAUCGUGCCGAAUUCUACACCUGCUGCUUCUUACGAUGUACAAGCGAUGUGUGUAGAACUGCAACAGCUCCGUGCCGAGUGCCGACGAUGGCAAGAGCUGUACGCCGCUAGCGAUGUGGAACGGCGAAAUGCGGAGCAUAAUGCUCUCACGAGUCAAGCUGAUGCUGAUGAAGUAAGACUAGAAAUGAGGGAGCUUAAAGAAAAGUUUCUUCACACACGCAACGAUGCAUCUUCUGAUCCAGGAACGCAAAGUGAGGCUCUUGAGAAGAAUUCCCAGCUAAGAAUUUUGAAAUCGCAAGUAGAGGCUGCAGAGGAGCAACGCAAUCAAAUGCUAGGAAGGGUGCGUGAAGUUGAAGAGGAGGCAGGAUCAGCAAGAACAUCAUAUGAGGCAGAGGUGAGAACGUUAAAGGACGAGAAGUGGGCAUUGGAGAGAUGUGUCAUGGUACUCAAGUCGGAGCUAAAUGAGAGAGAGGAGUGGCACCGUGCCGAGCGUGCAUCCCGGAGAGACAAAGGUGUCAACACAAGUGGCGAUUGGUGGAGAAGUCAAACUUCUCAUCCUGUUCUUCAAGUGGAAAAAAGCACGCAGGUCUUUUCGUGCUCUUUUAGUCCUCCCCGAGAAGUAUCGACGGGGCAACCAUCUGGAUCCACGGAUUCCUUUCCUUUUCUGGGAGUACAACAGCCUCUUCCGCCGCCGCCGCCGCCGCCGCCGCGGCAGCAGCAGCAGCAGCAAGGGCGGCCGAAGCAGAAUGAUCACCGUCACGCCCUGCAGAAUUACGGUGACUCUGCUGUGACGUCUGUGCCACUCCUGGAGGCCUUUAAGGAGGAGGUUACACCCCAGCUCUCUCCCGUUAGCCACCGCACUGUAAACCAUCAGGUGACACCACACCCGUUGAGUGGCGAAAGAGGUUCAUCAUUACAGCAGCCAAGGGAGAAUAUGAUAUCGGCGUUUGUGGUAGAAGCCCUUCAAGCGCAGCUUUCGCUGAUGGAAACGUUGCUCCGAAAUCACCGAGAAGCAUCUGCCACGCCGGACCCUCUCCUAACGCACUCCACAAAUAUUUUGACGGAUGUGUAUCUAAUGGCGCGCGAUUUAUUGGGCAACGGUGUGGCCGCGGCAAUCACCCGUGAGGCGUUAGAAGGCAGGCCACUCUUUAAUGAGCGCGAGGUGAUAUGCAAAUUGUUUGCUGCCAUCUGCCAGCGGUAUCGCACCGCGUUACUGGGGUCUCCUUACAGAGUGCCCGAGUAA
This is a messenger RNA of Trypanosoma grayi, 2304 nucleotides long. RefSeq lists its product as hypothetical. Bases 1 to 2304 code for a protein of 767 amino acids. Gene Ontology annotation, molecular function: protein binding. NCBI's taxonomy places the organism in Eukaryota, Euglenozoa, Kinetoplastea, Trypanosomatida, Trypanosomatidae. The transcript has a single exon. The record is from RefSeq and is a predicted model, not a curated record.